Molecule: messenger RNA, 1185 nt
Organism: Argiope bruennichi
Lineage: Eukaryota; Metazoa; Arthropoda; Arachnida; Araneae; Araneidae
Product: protein adenylyltransferase Fic-like
Exons: 1
Coding region: 1-1185 (394 amino acids)
Molecular function (GO): protein binding
Source: RefSeq, a predicted model, not a curated record
AUGAUUCCAAGUUUCUUUCCUGAUUCACACGAAGUGGAAUUACAUAAUGAAGAUGCAGCUUUUUUAGAUAACCUCCGUCAGGUAUUUUCAACAUCAAAAUACCAAAAUCAUGGCACCGAAUUAGAAGCUAUGAAAGCUAUACAGAUUGCUCUAAAGAUGAAAGAUUCAAUGAAACUGAAAAAGGCGAAAAGGUUAUUCGAGCACGCUUUGACAUUACAGCCUUUACAUCCAGAAGUUCUAAAUCAUUAUGCAGAAUUUCUAGAAGAAAACAAGAACGAUGUCAUUACAGCUGAUCACUUGUAUGUCAAGGUUCUGAUUUUGUGCCCCAACCACACCCGGGCUCUUGUCAAUCGAACCAGGACCAUGCCUCUUGUGGAGGCAAGGGAUCGAAAAGAACUGGAAAGAAUCGAUAAAAAAAGAACAGACUUAGUGACUUUGAAGCAUAAUCAAUCGGCUCUCAAAAGAAUUAGAAAGGAGGUUUAUUUCCUUCACAUACACCAUACUUUGGCCUUAGAAGGCAAUACCAUGUCCCUUUCUGAGACCAGAGCAGUUGUAGAGACCAAAACAACCAUUCCAGGCAAAAGCAUCAUGGAGCAUAACGAGAUUUUGGGAAUCGAGUCAGCCUUAAGGUACAUAAAUAAGACUUUAUUGAACCUAUCAGAACGAUUGACUGUCUUCGAUAUUUUAGAAAUCCAUAAAAGGGUCCUUGGUCAUGUGGAUCCCCUGUCAGCUGGUACUUUCCGUCGAAAUCAGGUCUUUGUGGGGGAUUAUGUACCACCACCUGCUUCAGAGGUCAGAUAUCUGAUGGAACGAUUCGUCGAAUGGCUCCAGUCGGAUAACAUGAAGCUGUUUCAUCCAGUGAAAAGGGCUGCUGUGGCCCAUUACAGACUCGCCCAUAUUCAUCCAUUUGUAGACGGAAACGGCAGAACUGCUCGCCUGCUCAUGAACUUGAUCCUCAUGAAAGCCGGAUAUCCUCCCGUUAUCAUAAGGAAACAAGACAGGUCGAUGUAUUACAACACCUUACAAAUGGCCAACGAAGGCGAUGUUAGGCCUUUUAUCCGCUUCAUUGCCCAUUGCACUGAGUGCACAUUGGAUGUUUUUCUCAAUGCCCAUGAAUAUGAUAGACCAUGUUUCAAAGCUCUGGAGCCCAGAACAAAUUGUUCAAAUGACGCCAUAUCGCUUUGA